AUGAGCGCCGAUCUGGAGGACUCGGGUCCACCAUCUCCAGGACAAGCGUCUAAUGAAGUAGUUUCAAAUCUGUCAGAACGGCGGGAGGAGUACCAGAAGCUUUCUGAGCAGGCUUACUUCGAUCUUAGAGAAAAGAGCAAGUAUUAUGGCGUGCCUAAUUCCUGGCUCAAUACUUUCUUGAAAGGAACCGAAGAAGAAGCCGAGGCUCUGGGACCGAUCGACACUGAAAGCAUACUGGACCACACCAGCUUGUGUAUCGAUCCAUCAAGUAACCCAGAGUUUGUGACCGAACAAAUCUUCAAGAAACUUGUGGAAUGGUAUGGGAUUGAGGGUCCUGUUGUGGAGAGACAACUUUUUAUGGACAAACGAGACGGCCAGCUCAAACUUGAAACGUAUCCGUUAUACAUCGUGCCUCAUCUGCUUUGCAACAACAUUGAUCAAAUUAAUAAGUAUAGGCAUGCUGGUGGCAAGCCGUUUUUAAUAUCUGCGCUAAGUACCGCCAGAGAUCUCAAGAUGGCCAUCAGAAAGCAGUUCGACAUCACCAGAGGAACUACAAGAAUAUGGAAAAUCACGCCAAAUGUGCCUCUGCCUCCCAUUCUCAACGCUAAUGCCCUGUCCAAUAUCUCAGCCAAAACUCUAAUACCUGCAGGUAAAAAACUAGGAUCGGUUCAAUUAGAAGAUCUGAACAUCAAACACCCGGACAUAUUGAUUGAGUUCCAGCAGGAAGAUGGCACGUACACAAUGGACUCGUCUUCCACCAUAUCGCUCGGAUCUGGGCUCACAGGACUAAAUAACUUGGGAAAUACUUGCUACAUGAACUCUGCACUUCAAUGUUUGGUCCACGUUCCUGAGCUGUCCAACUAUUUCCUGUACGAUUUUCACGAGAAGGAGAUCAAUAGAACAAACCCGUUGGGCAAUGACGGUAAAGUUGCCACAGCUUACGCUGGUCUGGUGAAACAUCUAUUUGACAGACGGUUUUCUGGAUCGUCCAGCUCCUUCGCUCCAAGAGAUUUUAAGUACACCAUCGGAUAUUACAACUCAAUGUUUGCAGACUAUCGUCAACAGGAUUCGCAAGAAUUCAUUGCGUUCCUGUUGGAUGGGCUUCACGAGGAUUUGAAUAGGAUUCUCAAGAAACCAUACAUUGAGAAGCCCGAACUGCCUGAUGACAAGGUGAACGAUCAGGCAGAAGUUCGCAUGUUGGCCGAAAAGUGCUGGGAGAUUCACAAAAUGCGGAAUAACUCGGUGGUUAUUGAUCUGUUUGUUGGACAGUACAAGUCCACUCUUGUUUGCCCAGACUGUGGAAAAGUGAGCAUCACAUUUGACCCUUAUAAUGACCUGACGUUGCCAUUGCCUGUUCACAAAAAAUGGACUGGAAAAGUGAGUGUGCUUCUGGAAGAAGGCCGUCCACGUUCUCUUCAAGUUGAACUCACCAAGUCUUCCACUUUUGCAGAUCUCAAGGCCUACGUUGCUGAGAAACUGGAAGUUCCAAUUAAUGAAUUAAUAGCGGUCGAGGUUUUCCAAUCUCAAGUUUACAAAAACUUCGAGGCUAAGGAUUCAGAUAUCAGAUUUUUGCCUAUUUCGGACCUCAUCGGACCAAACUAUGAUGUUUGGUUCCACCAGAUCAAGCACAAACCCGGAGAUCUUGUUGUUCCCGUGUAUAGCAGUCUUGCGGACACCAGAACUUCCAGAGCGUUUGGUAUUCCAUUUUUUGUCACAGUGUCAGAAGAGGAGUGCUAUUCGUUUGACACGAUCAAGGAGAAGUUAGAAAAACGGUAUGAGCAGCUGUCGACAUAUACUUUUGCACAGAACAAGAGUAGGCCAAAGGUCGACAGUGAGACAGAAACAGAAACAGAUGCUGCAAAGGAGAUGAAAUCUGAAUCCGACACUGUCGAUGAGGAUGAGUUCAGAAUCAAGGUGUUUGACACUUCUGACGAAAUCAAGAUUUCUCACCGGUAUGCGGGGGGAAUGUAUGGAUAUUCCAAGUAUGCGUCCGACGAAGAGGAGGACGAUUGUCUCUGGAUUCCACGCACCCACAAUAAUUUCAAAGGACUGCCUGAUUUGUUACCAGACUCGAAGCCAAAGGCGAUGGAGCUUGCUCUUCCAGGAAAGAAUGGUGAAAGCGAAGCCAAUUCUGAAGCUGGCCCUGAGAAUGGAGACGGAGAGAUUGUUGAAGAUGUUCCCCCAUUGGCUUCUUUACUUGACGAUGCAAGCGGAGAUAUGCAAGUGGAUGCUGAAGAAGAGAUCGAUGACAUAGUUAAACCGCUUCUAGUUGAGAAGAACGCCCUGGUUUGUGAAUGGAAUCCGCAAUCGUUUGAUAUCUUUUUUACUGGAAUCGAACAGGACGACAUGGGAGGUAAGGAGACAUGGUCCAAGCCUGAACCCAUUCGGAAUUUGGAAAUUGAGGAAACUAGAAGACAAAUGGCACAGACCAGAAAGAAGAACAUCAGUCUGGAUAGCUGUUUGGAGUUGUUCUCGAAAUCUGAGAUUUUGGGAGAGAACGAUCUGUGGUACUGUCCGAACUGCAAGAAGCACCGACAAGCUACCAAGAAAAUUGAGAUCUGGUCUGUUCCUGACAUUCUGACAAUCCACUUGAAACGGUUUGAGAACACAAAGAGUUUCAGCGACAAGAUCGAUGCAUUGGUGGAAUUCCCUAUUGAAGGACUUGAUUUGACGAAGCACGUUGUGGGAGCCAAUGGCGAAGACCUGAUCUACGACCUGUUUGCAGUGGACAACCAUUUCGGAGGUCUUGGAGGUGGACAUUACACAGCGUACGCAAAGAACUUUGUUGACGGCAAGUGGUACUACUUUGACGAUUCGAGGGUUUCUCCAGCAGACCCUGCUGGUGCUGUUCGUGGGUCGGCGUAUUUAUUAUUUUACAGACGCAGGAGCAGCAAGACGUUGGGAGGCGAGUACUUUGAGCGGCUGAUGCAGAGCAUUGAGCAGGAGAACGCCAAGAAACAGAAGAUCAGCCAGGAGCUGGACAAGAUGGACGGGUCUGACGCAGAGAACAUCGACGAGUCGCCAGAUCCCGGUAUCGAGUCAGCCACCAUGAAGGAGAAUGGAGCUACGAGUUUGACCACCGUGACCACAGACACGGCGUCGGAGGACGCAGACACGAACGGCGAGCUCAAGAGCGAUAGAGGAGACGAGUGCGAGCUAUUCACCACAGACAACUUGAUCAAGCGUCGCAAGAAGAUGCUGGGCAGCGGGCUGGCGGAGUCGUCGAUUGGAUCACCUAUGAGCGACAACGACGACAACCUGUCCACGUACAGCGGGACGGCCAUGGCGCCUGUCAAUAUUAAUGACGAAUUGUAUGACGAGUAUAUUUAG
Messenger RNA from Ogataea philodendri, 3330 nucleotides. RefSeq lists its product as uncharacterized. Gene Ontology annotation, biological process: protein deubiquitination. Gene Ontology annotation, molecular function: cysteine-type deubiquitinase activity. NCBI's taxonomy places the organism in Eukaryota, Fungi, Ascomycota, Pichiomycetes, Pichiales, Pichiaceae. The record is from RefSeq and is a predicted model, not a curated record. The coding region runs from base 1 to 3330 and encodes 1109 amino acids. The transcript has a single exon.